GCCGAGUAGCAUACCUACGAAGGAUUCCAAGAAGAUGAGAACAAAAUUAUAAACAGUAGAUGCAUGCAUAUCUACAAGUCUCUCAAGAGAAAUCAAUAGUGAUGUACGCAUUUAGAUCUAAAAAGUUGACAACAGCAUUUAAGAAUGUUAUCAGCUAAGGAUUACAGCUAACAAAGAUCUAAGGAAAGAUUUAAUUGUAACAGAACAGAGAUUUAAAAUAUACAAGAGAAUAAACAAGAACAUGCCAGGCAUUUUACUGCCAUAAACACAAAACAUAGAUAUGGAGUAUUUACGUAGAUAUCAGGAAGACUUGAACAUGUUUAUGAAAAUCAUUAGAUUUUAGGAUUUAAUGACGUAUUCAGGAUUGGGUUCAGACUCAAGAGCACGAUUAGAAAAUAUGCUAAAAAGGAUUAAUAAAAAUACUACAGAGCCAGGAUUAGAGAAAUAAACUUCUAGUAAGCUUCUUAUAUUGUAAUCAUUUAUCACACUAAUAUAAACCACUAACACGUAGGAUAGUACGUAAUUAGAAGAAUAGAAUUAAGAUAUUUUAUUCUAUUCUAUAUUCAACAACUUUUUGGGGAAACUUAACAAAAUAAAAUAUAAAUUCUUGUUUACAGUUCUAUCUUCUGACAAUCCUAUAUAAGAUCUCCUGAUGGUUGCUGAGAUACAUGCCAGCACUUUCUUCUCAUUUUUGUCUAUUCUUCCACGUUUCCCAAAUCUAACUAUUCUCAAGAUAGUGGUAACCUUAACCUAUAUGCCAUUUCCAUUUCUGGUUUAAGCAUAGCAGCAUUAUUAUCUUUUUUCUUCUAUCCAAAUCUUCUCUACACUUACAUUUGUAUUUAAGCAACAUGUGGGGUCUAUUGUUAGGAGCUUUGGUCAUUAUAAGUAUAACACAUUGGGUUUACCGUUGGAGAAAUCCAAAAUGCAAUGGGAAACUCCCUCCUGGUUCAAUGGGAUUGCCACUCCUCGGCGAGACACUUCAGUUCUUUGCUCCAAACACUUCUUCUGAUAUUCCUCCCUUUGUCAAAGAAAGGAUGAAAAGGUACGGGCCAAUAUUCAGGACUAGUUUGGUUGGAAGGCCAGUGGUGGUAUCAACCGACCCAGAUCUCAACUACUUCAUCUUCCAACAAGAAGGAAAGUUGUUUCAGAGCUGGUAUCCAGACACAUUCAUGGAAAUCUUCGGGCGACAAAAUGUGGGUUCGUUACAUGGAUUCAUGUACAAGUACCUAAAAAAUAUGGUUCUAAAUGUAUUUGGUCCUGAAAGCCUUAAGAAAAUGCUUCCUGAAGUUCAAGAAGCAGCAUGUGAAAGAUUGCAACUAUGGUCACAUCAGGGCACAGUCGAUUUAAAAGAAGCAACAGCUAGUAUGAUAUUUGAUUUGACUACCAAGAAGCUGAUAAGUUAUGAUGAAAAGGAUUCCUCAGAAAAUCUAAGGGAGAACUUUGUUGCAUUCAUGCAAGGUUUAAUCUCCUUCCCUUUGGAAAUACCUGGAACAGCAUAUCACAAAUGUUUACAGGUAAACCAAGGCAGGAAAAGAGCAAUGAAACUGUUAGGGAAUUUGCUACAUGAAAGAAAAGCAAAUCCAAGAAAGCACCAGAGUGAUUUUUUUGACUAUGUACUUAAAGAACUUCAAAGAGAGGGAUCCAUCCUUACAGAGGCAAUUGCUCUAGACUUAAUGUUUGUGCUUCUAUUUGCUAGCUUUGAAACAACUUCCUUGGCUAUAACUAUGGCUGUCAAAUUUCUCUCCACAAAUCCAUUGGCACUAAAGCAAUUAACGGAAGAGCAUGAAGCUAUUCUAAAAAAUCGAGAAAAUGCAGACUCUAGCAUAACAUGGAAAGAAUACAAAUCAAUGACAUUUACAUUUCAGGUCAUCAAUGAAACCGUAAGACUGGCAAACAUUGUACCAGUUAUCUUUAGAAAAGUGCUCAAAGAAAUCCAGUUCAAAGGAUAUACCAUCCCAGCUAAUUGGGCAGUUAUAGUCUGUCCUCCUGCUGUACACUUAAACCAAGCCAAAUAUGAAGAUCCACUUGCCUUCAAUCCAUGGAGAUGGAAGGGCCAGGAAACAAAUACCGCAUCAAAGAAUUUUAUGGCUUUUGGUGGCGGCAUGAGAUUUUGUGUUGGAACAGAUUUUACAAAGGUUCAGAUGGCUGUAUUUCUCCAUUGCUUGGUUACAAAGUACAGGUGGCAAGCAAUCAAAGGAGGAAAUACUGUCCGAACCCCCGGUUUACAAUUUCCAAAUGGUUAUCACAUUCAGAUCACAAAUAAAGAGACUGGAACAAAAUCUACAUAGUCAAAGCAAAAAGUUAAAAAGGCAUCUUACAUGUGUUUUUGGAGUUAAAAUAUGCCAGCUCGGCAUCUUUCUAUCAAAGGUUCCUGUCUGCGAAUCUGCAAAAUUAUUGAUGGUUAAUGCAACACUGAAAGCAUGUGUAGAAGUCAUAAACACUAACAACAUUCAUUUCUCAAACAGAGAUGAAAGCUACAGUUUUGUUCAGGAUCAAACAAAAUUUUUUGCUUUUCUUUA
Molecule: messenger RNA, 2519 nt
Organism: Mercurialis annua (annual mercury)
Lineage: Eukaryota; Viridiplantae; Streptophyta; Magnoliopsida; Malpighiales; Euphorbiaceae
Product: cytochrome P450 87A3
Exons: 9
Coding region: 849-2288 (479 amino acids)
Biological process (GO): sterol metabolic process
Molecular function (GO): oxidoreductase activity, acting on paired donors, with incorporation or reduction of molecular oxygen; heme binding; iron ion binding
Source: RefSeq, a predicted model, not a curated record